Molecule: messenger RNA, 734 nt
Organism: Acaulospora morrowiae
Lineage: Eukaryota; Fungi; Glomeromycota; Glomeromycetes; Diversisporales; Acaulosporaceae
Source: the annotation of a GenBank genome assembly
AUGUCUCUCUAUCAAAUAAAAUCAGAGGCGUUAAAACCUUUCAGAGAUCUUCAGAAUCAUCAGUUGCAUGCUUCUAACAGUAAAAUCGGCUCGAAAUCAUCAUUUUCCAUUUUGCCAUCUACUGCUGUUUUUUUAUUGAUCCAAGGAGGGCUCACUCUUCUUCUACAGUACUUUACUGUUGAAUUAAUCUUCCUUCUGCCAAGAUACCAAUUCUCGUUGUUUGGACUCGUCUGCGGAUUUUACAUGCAGGUUAAUAUGGAAGUAGGAAAUAGAUUUUUAAUCUUUUUUUCCACCCUUUGUUUAUGUGGUGGUGAAUACAACAAGGAUGAGUGGCACCUGCUGUUCAAUGAACCAUGGAAAUCCACAUCACUCACAGAUUUCUGGUCAAAACGUUGGCAUCAAAUAUUUAGAGAAAUCUGGGUUUCCUUGGCGUAUAGACCGUUGCGAAGUUUAAUGCGGAACAAAUUUGGUCCAUCGUUAGGUGUUUUUGUUCUCAGUGGAAUAAUGCACGAGUACGUUAUUUGGACUGCGUUAUAUCCUUUUUGGACUCCCGGAGAGCAAUUCCUAUUCUUCAUGUUACAAGCAGCCGGUGUAAUUCUUGAAAAAUUACUUGGCCAGAGUAAAUUAAUUCCACAUAACAUGAUUUUAAGCUGCUUGGGCUGGUUUUGGACAUUUGGAUUCUUGUAUUUCACCAUUCCCUACUUUCUAAACCCGUAUAUUAAAGGCAAGCCUUG